ACCAGGAUCCUCCUCCAGGACCAGGAUCCUCCUCCAGGACCAGGAUCCAGGACCAGGACCCCCCUCCAGAUCCAGGACCCCCUGAUGGAGGACUUCCGGAGGACCUACCUGCAGCUCUGUCAGGAGGGCGGUCUGGACCCCCAGGAGAGCCUGCUGGUCCAGAUCCAGCAGAACCGGGUCCAGGGGACCAGACUGGACCUGAGUGGACAGAACCUGACCCUGGAGACCUGCUCGGUCCUGGCCCGGGUCCUGCAGAGGGACCAGGUCUUCACCGAGGUCCUGCUGAGUGACUGCAUGCUCAGCGAGGAAGGAGCCAAAGUUCUGCUGAGUGGACUGAUGGACAACCAGACGGUGAAAACCCUGAACCUGAAGGGCAACAACCUGAGGUCGGGGGGAGCAGAAGUUCUGGGGAAGCUGCUGUCCCGGAACCGGACCCUGCAGAGGCUGCUGCUGGAGUGGAACGGCCUGGGUGUCCUGGAGGAAACCUUCUCCCUGCUGUGUGACGGUCUGGCCUGCAACUCCGUCCUGACCCGGCUGGACCUGCGGAACAACCAGGUCUCCCACCAGGGGGCGGUAGAGCUGGGCCUGGCCCUGAGGAGAAACACAGCCCUGCAGGAGCUCGACCUGCGGUGGAACAACGUGGGUCUCCUGGGGGGCCGGGCCCUGCUGGAGGCCCUGAACCAGAACCAGAGUCUGGUCCAGCUGGAGAUGGCAGGAAACAACGUCCCCAGCGACACCAUGAGAGCCCUGGAGCAGGCGGCGGGACACAACUCGGACCGGCGGUCGGUGCAGAGGGAGAACCGGAGCAGGAGCCUCGUCCUCAGCAAGGAGAUCCAGACGCUGAGGGAGGAGAAGGGACGACAGUUCCUCAGCCUGAUGGAGACGAUCGACAGACAGAGGGACGACAUGGGACGAUCCAGCAGAUCCACCUCCAUCCACAUGGGUCAGCUCCAGGAAGCUCUGAAUGAGAGGAAAUCAGCGGUCAACUCCCUCACUGCCAAGUUACAGAUGGCCGAGGCCGCCCUGGCUCUGUCUGAGCAGAAGAACCAGAGUCUGGGGGAACUGCUGACCCGGGAGAAGGAGGAGAAGGAGGAGCAGAAGGAGACGCAGAGCCGGCUGAGGAGCAAAGACCAGGAGGACGCUGCAAACCGGGAGGGAAAGCUGCUCAGAGAAAUCCACAACCUGACGGAGAACAACGGACAGCUCCGGAACAAGGCCGAGGAGCUGGAGAUCCGGUCCAAGUCCCAGCAGCAGCAGAUCUUUGAGCUGAAACAGGAAGUGACCAACAGCACGGCCGAGCUGAAGAUGCGUCUGGCGCAGGCGGAAGAUCGUCUGGAGUCGGAGAAGAGAAGGUCCAAACAAGCCCUGGAGGACGUGGACGGUCUCCGGCAGAAGGAGGUGGAGCACCUGAACCGGCACCUGCAGGAGAGCGAGCGGGUUCUGCAGGAGCGGAUCUUCAAGCUGGAGGGGCAGCGGCUGCAGCUGGAGGAGGAGCUGAGCAGGACCAAAGCGGCCGCCGUGACGGAGAGGGCCGAGGCCGAGGAGGAGCUGGGGAGGGUCCGAGCUCAGGCUCGUCUGCAGGAGCAGGAGCAGCAGGCGGCGGCGGAGGAGAAGCUGCGGUCGCAGCGCUGCAGGUUCCAGGAGCUGCAGCUGCAGAACAACCAGCAGAAGCAGAACAUCAACGACCUGCAGGCCCGGAUCAGCCGGCAGAACAACGAGACGGACGCACUCCGUAGGAGACAUGAGGAGCUGCAGCAGGAACUAGCAGGGAAGGAUCAGGAGCAGCUAGCGGCCGUUAGCCGCGCUAAGCUGGAGCUGCAGGAGCAGCUAGCGCAGCUACAAGCUGAGACGGCGGCGCAGGCAGUUCUGAGGUCGAAGGUCAGCGCGCUGGAGAGAGAACUCAGAGGUCUCUCCUCUGACCACCAGGAGGCGCUGCUGGACCAGCAGAGCCAGAGAAAGUCUCUGCAGGAGAAGCUGCGGCUGAAAGAGCUGGAGAUCCAGAGGAUGAAGGAGGACCAGAACCAGAGGGGGGCCCUGCUGCAGGGGGCCGUGCUGGCCUACGUCCAGGGGGGGCCCCUAGGGGCCCACGGGCCCCCCUAGACCUGAACCAGGCCCUGCUGGG
This is a messenger RNA of Cololabis saira (Pacific saury), 2122 nucleotides long. It is a transcript of the gene lrrc45, whose product is annotated as leucine rich repeat containing 45. The record is from RefSeq and is a predicted model, not a curated record. Lineage: Eukaryota; Metazoa; Chordata; Actinopteri; Beloniformes; Belonidae. Gene Ontology annotation, cellular component: centrosome. Gene Ontology annotation, molecular function: protein binding. Bases 85 to 2100 code for a protein of 671 amino acids. The transcript is spliced from 17 exons.